GAAACGCGUAAACACAAUAAAAAUAAAGCUAAAAAUCGCGACAAAUAAACGAGAUAACAAUAGACAUUCCACUUGUUCAACGUAAAUUAGUUUUGAUUUGUGUAUAAUAAAUCUAAACGCGGCGCCAACCAGUUAACACUCAGUUGAGAUACAACCGAGAAUCUCAGAGUUGUGCUAAAACAUUUAUAUAACAUUCGCUUAUCUAUUAAACAAAUACUCUGAAACAUGACUGGCUACAGCUCCAAGACCGACGUGGCUACGGCCAACGGCAAGCAGAAUGGCAGCGGCAACCAAACCGGGGAGAAUGGCACCAAACCCACGGAAUUCACGCCCCAGGGGAAUCACGCCAGCAGCGAAAACAAUAUUCAAUGCUCCCUAACGUCCGACGAGUUCCGGGCUGUGAAUUUGAUGCGCCAAGACAUGUAUCCCUAUGAGGUGAUCCAGGAGAUCGCUGACUUCAUUGUCAAGGGCUCCGGCAUCCGACCCAAAAUUGGCAUCAUCUGCGGCUCUGGACUUGGCUCUCUGGCCGAUAUCAUACAGAACCCCAAGGUCUUCGACUACGAGAAGAUCCCGAACUUCCCAGUUUCCACAGUGGAGGGACAUGCUGGCCGACUGGUCGUCGGCACCUUGGAGGGCGCCAACGUGAUGGCGAUGCAGGGCCGCUUCCACUUCUAUGAGGGCUACCCGCUGGCCAAGUGCUCGAUGCCGGUGCGCGUGAUGAAGCUCUGCGGCGUUGAGUAUCUGUUCGCUACGAAUGCGGCGGGCGGUAUUAACCCGAAGUACGCCGUUGGCGACAUUAUGCUGAUGCACGAUCAUGUCAACAUGCUGGGCUUUGCGGGCAACUCGCCGCUGCAGGGUCCCAAUGAUCCGCGCUUUGGGCCCCGCUUCCCCGCCCUGGUCAACUCGUACAACAAGGACCUGAUCAACAAGGCCAUCGAAAUCAGCAAAACCAUGGGCAUCGAGUCGAGUGUGCAUGUUGGCGUCUACUCUUGCCUGGGCGGACCCACCUACGAAACCAUUGCCGAGCUGAAGGCCCUCCGCAUGAUGGGCGUCGAUGCGGUCGGCAUGUCGACGGUGCACGAAGUGAUCACGGCCCGCCACUGCGACAUGAAGGUGUUCGCCUUCAGCCUGAUCACCAACAAGUGCGCCACCGAGUACAGCGACAAGAAGGACGACGAGGCCAGCCACGAUGAGGUGAUGGCCGUGGCCAAGAACAGGCAGAAGACCUGCUGCGAGCUCGUCUCUCGCCUUGUGGCCGAAAUUCAAAAGACAGCGUAGAC
Drosophila arizonae is the source of this 1280-nucleotide messenger RNA. RefSeq names its product purine nucleoside phosphorylase. Gene Ontology annotation, molecular function: purine-nucleoside phosphorylase activity. Gene Ontology annotation, biological process: nucleoside metabolic process. Lineage: Eukaryota; Metazoa; Arthropoda; Insecta; Diptera; Drosophilidae. Gene Ontology annotation, cellular component: cytoplasm. The record is from RefSeq and is a predicted model, not a curated record.